AUGGAACAAGAGUCUAUUCAACAAAUUCAAGAUAGUCUAAAUGAAUUAAAAUCACCCUCUGAAGUUCUAGACGACUAUCUAGAUUCCAUUUACAACCUGAAGGCAGAAGUUGUUCAUAAUCUGAACGAGUUACGACUUUUAGACGAACAGUGUGAAAAGUUACGUGCGAUUUGCAACGAAUGUCAGGACAAAUAUUUCGCCUGUGUGGAUUCUGAUCACAUAGAUGAAAACGACAGAGGUCCUAGUUAUUGGAAAAAUAUGGCAGAGAAAGCUUAUGAAGAUGCUAUGCAAAAACAAGACGAAAAAAUUGCUGUCGCUGAUAAAUUAUAUAAUUUACUCUCUAGGCAUUUUGAGAGACUAGACGAAGAUGACGACGGUGACUUUGAUCCUAAUGAACUUGUAUAUUGUAUAUGCAAACGACCAGAAUUUGGCCAAAUGAUUCAAUGCGAUCAUCCUAGCUGUGUAACAGGAUGGUACCACUGGGAAUGCGUGGGUCUUACUAAGCAGCCUUCGGGUCAGUGGCUAUGUCCUGAUUGUGAAUUCAUUCCAUAUCCAACAACAGUAGAACCUAAUCCCUUGGAUAGCUUAAUGCAUAUCAUGGAAAAUUUUGCCAUGUAUUCAUAUCCUGGACAGGGAAUUGAUGAUCUCUCGCUUAAUAAUCCACCAUACCAUUGGUGA
Dentiscutata erythropus is the source of this 678-nucleotide messenger RNA. The record is from the annotation of a GenBank genome assembly. NCBI's taxonomy places the organism in Eukaryota, Fungi, Glomeromycota, Glomeromycetes, Diversisporales, Gigasporaceae.